AUGACAUUUACCGGUGAACAGGAGCCCGAUUAUUUACGGGAAAUAUUAACAUCUAGGGUGUACGAUGUUGUGAAAGAGACUCCGUGUGAGCUUGCGGUGGGUUCGUCGGAACGGACCGGCACCAAUGUUUAUUUGAAGCGAGAGGACCUUCAGCCAGUCUUCAGCUUUAAAUUGCGAGGUGCCUACAAUAUGAUGGCCCAGCUGCCUGAAGACAAGCGAUGGAAGGGCGUAAUUUCCUGUUCAGCAGGCAAUCAUGCUCAGGGUGUAGCUUAUUCGGCCCGCCAUUUGAAUAUUCCGGCUACAAUCGUUAUGCCGUUAGCGACGCCUAGCAUCAAGGUAGAAAAUGUCAGACGUCUGGGCGCACAAGUUGUUCUUUAUGGUGAUGAUUUCGAUUCAGCCAAGGCAGAAUGUGCCAGACUCGAAAAAUUGCAUGGUUUGCAGUACAUUCCGCCUUUCGAUGACCCUCUAGUAAUUGCUGGCCAAGGAACUAUUGGUGUUGAAAUACUGCGUCAGGUAGAUCUCAGCAAACUCAAGGCUAUUUUCUGUGCGAUUGGAGGUGGAGGCAUGGCUGCUGGUAUUUCAGCCUAUGUAAAACGCAUUGCCCCUCACAUCAAGGUUUACGGCGUUGAGACUUUCGACGCUGAUGCCAUGGACCGGUCGCUCAAAGGCGGCGAACGCGUGACGCUGAAAGAGGCUGGAUUGUUUGCUGACGGCACCGCAGUUAAAAUUGUUGGCGAAGAGACGUUCAGAGUAUGCCAGAAGUACCUUGAUGGUGUUGUGAAAGUCAAUACUGACGAGAUCUGCGCAGCCAUUAAUGACGUUUUCCUAGACACUCGCAGCGUUGUUGAACCCUCUGGUGCUAUGGCUCUAGCAGGAAUCAAAAAGUACCUAGAGGCUGCGGGGCCCGAAGCUCUGGGUGACCAGAAUGCAUACUGUGCAGUGUUGUCGGGUGCAAACAUGAACUUUGACCGCCUGAGGUUUGUGACUGAACGAAGCAGACUUGGUGCAGGAAAAGAGGUGUUUUUCAUCGUCGAAAUGCCCGAAAAGCCGGGAAUGUUCCGUAAAUUGAUCGGUGCUAUUCAUCCUCGAGCUGUCACCGAAUUUGCAUACCGUUACCGAUCCCCGGACUUUGCGCGAGUUUAUAUUUCAUUCAGUGUGGGCGACCGAAGCGAGGUUGCGGAAAUCAUUUCUGAAAUCACAAAUUCUGGCAUGAAAGCUCAUGAUAUGAGCGAUAACGAUCUGGCAAAGAGCCACUGCCGCUAUAUGGUGGGAGGCUCAGCGGACCUGGCAGAGGAACGAUUAUUUAGCUUUGAGUUUCCUGAGCGACCCGGUGCGCUGUUCAAGUUUUUGGAGAAUCUCAAAACCACCUCCAACAUCUCGCUAUUCCACUACCGGGACAACGGCUCAGACAUUGCCAGGGUCCUGGUAGGCAUCAUACCUAGUGCUGACGAGAACAUUGACAAGUUCGCUAAGCGAAUCGGGUACAGCUACGAGGAUGUUACCGAUAACGUCGCAUACCAGCUAUUCUUAAAGUGA
Molecule: messenger RNA, 1536 nt
Organism: Wickerhamiella sorbophila
Lineage: Eukaryota; Fungi; Ascomycota; Dipodascomycetes; Dipodascales; Trichomonascaceae
Product: Threonine dehydratase, mitochondrial
Exons: 1
Coding region: 1-1536 (511 amino acids)
Biological process (GO): L-threonine catabolic process
Molecular function (GO): threonine deaminase activity; pyridoxal phosphate binding
Source: RefSeq, a predicted model, not a curated record